AUGUCCACUCUUCUGGAAAACAUCAUUAGCAUGAUUGAAGUAUUCCGGCAGUACUCAAACAAUGACAAAGAAACAGACACACUAAGCAAAAAAGAGCUGAAGGAACUUCUGGAAGUGGAGUUGCGGGCAGUCUUGAAGAACCCAGAUGAUGAAGAUAUUGCAGAUGUCUUCAUGGAAAUCCUAGAUGCAGACCAUAAUGAGAAAAUAGACUUCACUGAGUAUUUGCUGAUGGUGUUGAAGUUGGCUAAAGCAUACUAUGAGUCAUCUCAAAAGAAAAGGUUCUCAAGUGGAUCAAAGAGAAGCAAAAGGCAUUAUAGAGAAGUAGGAGAAGAUGAAGAAGAGAGAAUACACAAAUCAAGUCAUGGAAAAACUGAAGGAAAUGAAGAGAAUGAAAGAUAUAGUAGCCCGAGAGGAAGAGGGAAAAAAAGACAUGGAUCAAGCAGUAGCAACCAGGAAACAGACACAAAUACACACAGAGGAAAGGAAAAGCAUGGGAAAAGGCACAAUUCAACCAGAAAACAUCGGGGAGAUACUAAUUCCUCUGAAAGAAGAGAAAUUAGAGGUAAGACACACAGAAGGUCAAAAGAAAGAAGAAAUGCAGAAUACGACACAGUGAAGCAGGAAAAUAUAAAAUAUCAUGAAGGUUGGGGGAAAACCUGCACAAAUUAUUACUAUGAAGAACAGCAUAACAAAGAACAAGAAGAGCAAGGAAGGAGACAUAGCAGCAAACAUUCCGGCAGGCAACAGUCCCCAGACAGCACAAGGCAGGCAGGCUCUCAUGAGAGAAGCGAGUCCUCCCAGCGACAUGCUGUCUCUCCAAAGGGCAGCUCAAGAACAAGUCCCAGAGGAAGACAGCAGUCCCCAGCCGGCCACAGACAAGCCACAUCCAGCAGAGGCAGACACCAGGAAGAGAGCGCCAGUCAGGCCAGUGACAGCGAGAGGCACUCAGAUGUUGAAGUCGGACACAGGCAGGGGUCGUCUGCCCACGGGAGGAACGCCAGUUCCAGCUCAGGAGCCCAGCGGGCAUCCAGCGGCCAGGGCCAGGAAGGUGACAGCGCCAGGCGUGUAGGAACCCAUCAGGGCCAGGCAUCUGGCCAAGGGCGAGGACGGUCUGAGGCAAGAAGCCACACAAGGGAAGCACAGGGGAACGUUGGUCAUGGACAGUCGGCUGACCGCUCCGGGCACUCCGGAGCUGGCCGCACACAAGGCCACGCCACAUCCACUGACCGGAGGCACCAUGAGUCCAGCGACAGUCAGGCAAGCGACAGCGAAGGCCACUCCGAUGUCUCAGAGGGCCAGGCAGUGGGAGCCCACGGUCGCUCCGGGGUCAGCAAGAGACACGAGGAACAGACGUCCCCUCGAGGCCAGCCCGGCUCUGGAGCCUACCACAUGUACUACUACGGGAACGAGCACGAGCACGAGCACAAAAAUGAGCACGAGCACCACCACGAGCAUGAGCACGAGCACGAGCACGACGCGUCUGGACACAGAGACAAGCAGCGGUCCAGUGGUAGGGCUGCUGAGGGCACCCACCGAGAACAAGGAAGGGACAGCGCCAGGCGACCAGGGUCCAGUCAGGGCCAGGCAUCUGGCCACGGACGAGAAAGGCCCGAAUCAGGACACGGCACCAGGGAAGCACAUGGAAACGUUGGUCGUGGACAGUCACCUGACCGCUCCGGGCACUCCGGAGCGGGCCGCACACAAGGCCACGCCACAUCCACUGACCGGAGGCACCAUGAGUCCAGCGAGAGUCAGGCAAGCGACAGCGAAGGCCACUCCGAUGUCUCAGAGGGCCAGGCAGUGGGAGCCCACGGUCGCUCCGGGGUCAGCAAGAGACACGAGGAACAGACGUCCCCUCGAGGCCAGCCCGGCUCUGGAGCCUACCACAUGUACUACUACGGGAACGAGCACGAGCACGAGCACAAAAAUGAGCACGAGCACCACCACGAGCAUGAGCACGAGCACGAGCACGACGCGUCUGGACACAGAGACAAGCAGCGGUCCAGUGGUAGGGCUGCUGAGGGCACCCACCGAGAACAAGGAAGGGACAGCGCCAGGCGCCCAGGGUCCAGUCAGGGCCAGGCAUCUGGCCACGGACGAGAAAGGCCCGAAUCAGGACACGGCACCAGGGAAGCACAUGGAAACGUUGGUCGUGGACAGUCACCUGACCGCUCCGGGCACUCCGGAGCGGGCCGCACACAAGGCCACGCCACAUCCACUGACCGGAGGCACCAUGAGUCCAGCGAGAGUCAGGCAAGCGACAGCGAAGGCCACUCCGAUGUCUCAGAGGGCCAGGCAGUGGGAGACCACGGUCACUCCAGGGUCAGCGAGAGGCACGAGCAACAGGCAUCCCCUCGAGGCCAGCACGGCUCUGGAGCUUAUCACAUGAACUACUAUGAGCAUGAACAUGAGCACAAAAACGAGCAGGAGCACCACCACGAGCACGAAGAGUCUGGACACAGAGACCAGCCGCGGUCCAGUGGCAGGGCUUCUCAGGGGACCCGCCGAGAACAAGGAAGGGACAGCGCCAGGAUUCAGGGCUCUCACCAAGGACACAGUUCCCCUGGACGCCAGGCUGGGUCCUCCCAAGGAAGGGUCGAAACCAAUGCUAGAGAGGGACAGGGGUCCCACAGGGAGUCCGUGAGGGACAGCUCUGAGCACCGCCAGUCCAGAAGGGGCCAGGAAGACCACCACUUUGGCUCUGGACGUUCUGGAUCGAGACAAGGCCAGGUGGGCUCCCACUCUACCGCAGACUCCUCCCAUGGUCAGACAGGCCACAGAGGCACAGCAAGCAGGCAGACAUCGGGCAGCAAACAAUCCCGAGACAGCACCGGGCAGUCAGGCUCCCAUCAGAGAAGCGAGUCCUCCCACCAACAUGCUGACUCUUCGAGGGGCAGCUCAAGAACCAGUCCCAGAGGAAGACAGGAGUCCCCAGCUGGUCACAGACAAGCCACAUCCAGCAGAGGCAGACACCAGGAAGACAGCGCCAGUCAGGCCAGUGACAGCGAGAGGCACUCAGAUGUUGAAGUCGGACACAGGCAGGGGUCGUCUGCCCACGGGAGGAACGCCAGUUCCAGCUCAGGAGCCCAGCGGGCAUCCAGCGGCCAGGGCCAGGAAGGUGACAGCGCCAGGCGUGCAGGAGCCAGUCAGGGCCAGGUAUCUGGCCAGGGGCGAGGACGAUCCGAAUCAGGAUCCCGCACCAGGGAAGUGCAUGGGAACGUCGGUCGUGGACAGUCGGCUGACCGCUCCGGUCACUCCGGAGCUGGCCGCACACAAGGCCACGCCACAUCCACUGACCGGAGGCACCAUGAGUCCAGCGACAGUCAGGCAAGCGACAGCGAAGGCCACUCCGAUGUCUCAGAGGGCCAGGCAGUGGGAGCCCACGGUCGCUCCGGGGUCAGCGAGAGGCACGAGCAACACACGUCCCCUCGAGGCCAGCAGGGCUCUGGAGCCUACCACAUGUACUACUAUGGGAACGAGCACGAGCACGAGCACGAGCACGACCAAUCUGGACACAGACACCAGCAGCAGAGGUCCAGUGGCAGGGCUGCUGAGGGCACCCACCGAGAACAAGGAAGGGACAGCGCCAGGCGCCCAGGGUCCGGUCAGGGCCAGGCAUCUGGCCACGGACGAGAAAGGCCCGAAUCAGGACACGGCACCAGGGAAGCACAAGGAAACGUUGGUCGUGGACAGUCGGCUGACCGCUCCGGUCACUCCGGAGCUGGCCGCACACGAGGCCACGCCACAUCCACUGACCGGAGGCACCAUGAGUCCAGCAACAGUCAGGCAAGCGACAGCGAAGGCCACUCCAAUGUCUCAGAGGGCCAGGCAGUGGGAGCCCACGGUCGCUCCAGGGUCAACAAGAGACACGAGGAACAGUCAUCCCCUCGAGGCCAGCACGGCUCGGGAGCCUGCCACAUGUACUACUACGAGCACGAGCAUGAGCACAAAAAUGAGCACGAGCACCACCACGAGCAUGAGCACGAGCACGAGCACGACGCGUCUGGACACAGACACCAGCAGCAGAGGUCCAGUGGUAGGGCUGCUGAGGGCACCCACCGAGAACAAGGAAGGGACAGCGCCAGGCGCCCAGGGUCCGGUCAGGGCCAGGCAUCUGGCCACGGAAGAGAAAGGCCCGAAUCAGGCUCGCGCACCAGGGAAGCGCAAGGAAACGUUGGUCGUGAACAGUCGGCUGACCGCUCCGGUCACUCCGGAGCUGGCCGCACACAAAGCCACGCCACAUCCACUGACCGGAGGCACCAUGAGUCCAACGACAGUCAGGCAAGCGACAGCGAAGGCCACUCCGAUGUCUCAGAGGGCCAGGCAGGGGGAGCCCACGGUCACUCCAGGGUCAGCGAGAGGCACGAGCAACAGGCAUCCCCUCGAGGCCAGCCCGGCUCUGGAGCCUAUCACAUGAACUACUAUGAGCACGAACAUGAGCACAAAAACGAGCAGGAGCACCACCACGAGCACGAGCACGAAGAGUCUGGACACAGAGACCAGCCGCGGUCCAGUGGCAGGGCUUCUCAGGGGACCCGCCGAGAACAAGGAAGGGACAGCGCCAGGAUUCAGGGCUCUCACCAAGGACACAGUUCCUCUGGACGCCAGGCUGGGUCCUCCCAAGGAAGGGUCCAAAGCAGUGCUAGAGAGGGACAGGGGUCCCACAGGGAGUCCGUGAGGGACAGCUCUGAGCACCGUCAGUCCAGAAGGGGCCAGGAAGACCACCACGUCGGCUCUGGACGUUCUGGAUCGAGACAAGGCCAGGUGGGCUCCCACUCUACCGCAGACUCCUCCCAUGGUCAGACAGGCCACAGAGGCACAGCAAGCAGGCAGACAUCGGGCAGCAAACAAUCCCGAGACAGCACCGGGCAGUCAGGCUCCCAUCAGAGAAGCGAGUCCUCCCACCAACAUGCUGACUCUUCGAGGGGCAGCUCAAGAACCAGUCCCAGAGGAAGACAGGAGUCCCCAGCCGGCCACAGACAAGCCACAUCCAGCAGAGGCAGACACCAGGAAGACAGCCCCAGUCAGGCCAGUGACAGCGAGAGGCACUCAGAUAUUGAAGUCGGACACAGGCAGGGGUCGUCUGCCCACGGGAGGAACGCCAGAUCCAGCCCAGGAGCCCAGCGGGCAUCCAGCGGCCAGGGCCAGGAAGGUGACAGCGCCAGGCGUGCAGGAGCCCGUCAGGGCCAGGCAUCUGGCCAGGGGCGAGGACAGUCUGAGUCAGGACGCCGCCACACAAGGGAAGCACAUGGGAACGUUGGUCAUGGACAGUCGGCUGACCGCUCCGGUCACUCCGGAGCUGGCCGCACAAAAGGCCACGCUACAUCCACAGACCGGAGGCACCAUGAGUCCAGCGACAGUCAGGCAAGCGACAGCGAAGGCCACUCCGAUGUCUCAGAGGGCCAGGCAGUGGGAGCCCACGGUCACUCCAGGGUCAGCAAGAGACACCAGGAACAGACGUCCCCUCGAGGCCAGCACGGCUCUGGAGCCUACCACAUGAACUACUACGGGAACGAGCACGAGCACGAGCAAAAAAUGAGCACGAGCACCACCACGAGCAUGAGCACGAGCACGAGCACGACGCGUCUGGACACAGAGACAAGAAGCAGUCCAGUGGUAGGGCUGCUGAGGGCACCCACCGAGAACAAGGAAGGGAUAGCGCCAGCCGCCCAGGGUCCGGUCGGGGCCAGGCAUCUGGCCAGGGACGAGGACAGUCCGAAUCAGGCUCGCGCACCAGGGAAGCACAUGGCAAAGUUGGUCAUAGAGAGUCGGCUGACCACUCCGGGCACUCCGGAGCUGGCCGCACACAAAGCCACGCCACAUCCACUGACCGGAGGCACCAUGAGUCCAACGACAGUCAGGCAAGCGACAGCGAAGGCCACUCCGAUGUCUCAGAGGGCCAGGCAGGGGGAGCCCACGGUCACUCCAGGGUCAGCGAGAGGCACGAGCAACAGUCAUCCCCUCGAGGCCAGCACGGCUCUGGAGCCUAUCACAUGAACUACUAUGAGCACGAACAUGAGCACAAAAACGAGCAGGAGCACCACCACGAGCACGAGCACGAAGAGUCUGGACACAGAGACCAGCCGCGGUCCAGUGGCAGGGCUUCUCA
Messenger RNA from Mesocricetus auratus (golden hamster), 6109 nucleotides. RefSeq names its product filaggrin. The record is from RefSeq and is a predicted model, not a curated record. Gene Ontology annotation, biological process: establishment of skin barrier. Gene Ontology annotation, molecular function: calcium ion binding; structural molecule activity; transition metal ion binding. Bases 1 to 5997 code for a protein of 1998 amino acids. NCBI's taxonomy places the organism in Eukaryota, Metazoa, Chordata, Mammalia, Rodentia, Cricetidae. Gene Ontology annotation, cellular component: keratohyalin granule; cornified envelope. The transcript is spliced from 2 exons.